GUCUCAUCUAAGUCGUUCUCCAUCAUAUAGAGACUGGUUUUUGCGCCAAACAUGUCGCACUGCCAUGACGAGCACGACCACAAUCACGACCAUUCCGAAGGUGCCGCUCACGAUCAUUCAGACGACUUGACACCGGCUUUGCAAAACCACAUCUACGAACAGAUCGACUUCUCCGCCAUUAACACCCUGAACGAAUCGUCUCCACGCGCGGGCUCCAAGGUCGUACAGAAGACAUGGGCCGAACGCAUGAACAGCGAGCCCGAACUCAGCAGUGACGCCGACGAGCAACUCCUAAUGCACAUCCCCUUCACCGCCCAGAUCCGUUUGCACAGCAUCCUCCUCCGCACAUCCGCCACCGACAGCGCGCCUCAAACACUCAAGGUCUAUCUGAAUCGCGAUGAUCUAGACUUCGGUACCGUUUCAUCGUUGCAGCCCACGCAGACGCUCGAGCUAGCGCAGACAAAUGAGCUGCAAGAAGUGCCUGUGAAGCGGGCGUUGUUCAAUACCGUGCGGUCAUUGGACUUGUUCUUUGAGGACAACUGGGGACAGGGAGAGGAAGACAUUACCAGGAUCAGUUAUAUCGGGUUCAAGGGUGAGUGGAUGAAACUGAGUCGGGAGCCGGUCAACUUCCUGUACGAGGCUGCGGCGAACCCGUCGGAUCACAAGAUGAUUAGUGGGAUUGGGGAGAGGGUGGGUAGUAAUAUCGGCGGUGCCGGCGGGAGAGACGGGAUGUGAGACGCAUGUCUCUUUGGUGAGACUAGCUUGAAGGCGGGAGGGUGGCCAAAAAGCUUCUCGCACUCAAGCUCCAUUCACUGAAGCCUUGCAUCCUUUCCUGGUUAGCUCCUCGAAGCUAUCCCGCAGCUGCAGUUGCAAGCUCAGCUGGCGUGCUUCACUCUCGAACAUCCUUCGUACCCGCGAAGGCCACCACACCG
Baudoinia panamericana UAMH 10762 is the source of this 932-nucleotide messenger RNA. RefSeq lists its product as uncharacterized. Gene Ontology annotation, cellular component: nucleus. Lineage: Eukaryota; Fungi; Ascomycota; Dothideomycetes; Mycosphaerellales; Teratosphaeriaceae. The transcript has a single exon. The record is from RefSeq and is a predicted model, not a curated record. The coding region runs from base 52 to 735 and encodes 227 amino acids.